AUGGUACGAGUUCGGACGUCUCGCCGCGUGGCGAGCCUGAAGCCAGGAGACUACGAUCAUGAAAUCGUCAUUGUCGACCGCGAUGGCGCUCUCGGCCGCCCCGACGAGGAACGAGGUCAGGGCGCCUCAGCAGGAGCAGGCAUGGAGCGUAUAUCAACCGAGCAGCGCCUGCUAUCUGCGAUAGGCGAAGAAGGGAGCGCAGCGCCUUCGACACCAACGUCGCCACCACCGGACGACCAAGAGUCGAGGCCUGAGCAACGACCAUCUCGAGGGCAAGACCAGCAAGACCUAACUCACCUAGCUUCGCGGCCCUCAAUUGAGGUCCAAGCCAACGCUUACCACAAACCUUCACCUACGAAUAUCCACACAGCUCAAGUUCCGGACCCGAUGUGGGAAUGGCUGUGGCAAGAAUGGCACGUGAACCACCAGGAGGGAAUGGACAACGAAGGAUGGGAGUACUCCUUUGCAUUUUCCAAGAGCUUCUCAUGGCACGGCCCUCGAUGGUACAACUCGUUUGUCCGGAGGCGCGCCUGGACGAGGAAGAGGGGCAAGAAGAAGGAGGACGACGUAUCCGUGGACCCACAUAUGCUGAAUGGUGACUACUUCACCGUACGACCAGCCUCGGACCGCCUCAGCCGGAGAUCACAGCCCAGCCUGGCAAGCAGCCGGGCGAGCCGAGUUACCAGCCACUCCACCCUUGGUCACGCAUCGAAUGCCGAGAUGCAGCAAAUCCAGCCAGAUAUCGAGGACCUGGAGACCCUCCUACUGAGGCUGCGUUUCGCACGAAUAGACAGAGAAAAACUCGAAGCCGUGGAGAACUACCUGGAGAACGCGCUGGACUUGGCCAACCUACACCAAGAGAUGCAUGAGGUCAUGUCGAUCUUCAUAUUUCAGGCGUCUAGGCGCUUGCUUCUCAGUCAUCUGAUGAGUGUCUACGACGACACAAUUGCGCGACUCGAGAAAGAGGACACCCAGCACGACCGCGAGCGUAGAGAUGCGCUCAAGCAGGCAAUGGAGCACGCAGACGAAGAAGUCCGGAAGCUGGCGUACUGGAGCGAUGUGAAGCAGAUGGCCGAGAGUGGUGAAUCCAGGGGAGCAGUUGCCAGCCACAAAGGCUGGCAGGAGGAGUGGCAGGGUAUAGACCAGAGCGGACCUGCUGAGCCCAACGGGGGAAAGCUACCGGAAUGA
Messenger RNA from Emericellopsis cladophorae, 1188 nucleotides. RefSeq names its product Meiotically up-regulated like protein. Lineage: Eukaryota; Fungi; Ascomycota; Sordariomycetes; Hypocreales; Bionectriaceae. The transcript is spliced from 2 exons. The record is from RefSeq and is a predicted model, not a curated record. Bases 1 to 1188 code for a protein of 395 amino acids.